CUUUUUAGAGUUGUGAACUAAUUACUUGAAGUAAACACGUGACAAAAGUGAACGAGUUGAUGUAAUAGUGCAAUUUAUUUAUGAAAUGAUGAUUAUUUGAAUCUAUUGAAUAAUUCGUUUCAAGUGUAUCGGAUUUUAGCAGAAAGAAAAGUAAAUCGUUCGUGUAAAACAAUUUAACAUUUAUUUGAGAUUUAUUUUUAAUGAUGGAUAUAGAAGAGAAGGCUACAAAGUAUGGUGUGUCUUCGACUUUAUUGCAUGAUUGGAAUAAAGAGCAGAUUGAAUUAAAGAAAAAAAUUAUUUUAUCUGAUUCUGAAGAAUGGCAGAAAUCUAAAGAUGCAAUCGAAAGUGAAGAAAACUGUACCAAAGCUACUCUUCAAUAUGUAGCAGGUGUUGAUAUUUCAUACAGAAAAGAUCAUGAACAAGAAGCUUGUACUGCCUGUGUUGUAUGCAGUCUACCAGAUUUAGAAGUAAGCAAAUACAGUAAAACCUCUUUAAGCCAACCACCUCCAAAAUUUAGAAAAACUGGCCAUCUCAAGGAGUGGUCUUAUCAAAGGGAAUGAUGAAUAUUGAUAGAGUAUUAGAGUAUACUAUAUACAGAGAAUGUUUAUGGUACUACAUAGUAUAUACAGUAUUCUAGUAUAGCACUACACAAGCUACUCUGUAGACAAUAUAACAAAACCUGUUUAAAAAAUAAAUACAUUGCAUGUAAUUCUGCAUUCUGUAAAUGAAAAUAUAACGUGCACAGUCUUAAAUGAUUGAUUUAAAAUAAAUAAACACUUGCUUUCUCUGUUUUAACUUUUUUAAUAAGAUAAUGUCUUCACAUUUCUUUUCUAUUUUGUGAAAUAGAUCCCUUUUUCAGGUCAAACAAAUUCUAAAAAUUGCCCAAAUCCCACCAAAUUUGUCAUCUAGUACCAUUUUAUUUCUCUAUUAAUGGAAAGAAUAAAUUUAUUGGCUUUAUUAUAUGAUUUAGUUUUUAAUAAGAAUAAAUAGACCAUAAGAAUAAAGCAUAAGGUAACUUUUUAAGGAUAUUAACAGAAAAUUAUGAACUGUACAGUAUAUUCUCCAUGAUGAGACCAAAUGGGAGAAAAUAGAUAAUGAAGUUAGAAAAAAGAUUAAGGUGAAUUUUUACAUCUAAUACAACAAAACUACAUGCCCAACAUUGCACAUUUUGUAAGCUUAUGGUUUUUAUUUUAUCAUCCCAUCUGAGAUGAUGAAACUAUAGUAGUUGCCUCAAAGAGGGUAUUUCAGACACGAGGAUUAUGAGUCCAGGUGGUCAUCGGUCAAGUAAA
Centruroides sculpturatus (bark scorpion) is the source of this 1289-nucleotide messenger RNA. Its product is annotated as endonuclease V-like. The transcript is spliced from 2 exons. Gene Ontology annotation, biological process: DNA repair. The record is from RefSeq and is a predicted model, not a curated record. Gene Ontology annotation, molecular function: single-stranded RNA binding; RNA endonuclease activity producing 5'-phosphomonoesters, hydrolytic mechanism. Bases 201 to 560 code for a protein of 119 amino acids. Lineage: Eukaryota; Metazoa; Arthropoda; Arachnida; Scorpiones; Buthidae.